Solanum pennellii is the source of this 2521-nucleotide messenger RNA. Its product is annotated as beta-galactosidase 15. Gene Ontology annotation, cellular component: vacuole; cell wall. Gene Ontology annotation, molecular function: carbohydrate binding; beta-galactosidase activity. The coding region runs from base 2 to 2467 and encodes 821 amino acids. Gene Ontology annotation, biological process: carbohydrate metabolic process. The transcript has 15 exons. NCBI's taxonomy places the organism in Eukaryota, Viridiplantae, Streptophyta, Magnoliopsida, Solanales, Solanaceae. The record is from RefSeq and is a predicted model, not a curated record.
UAUGAAGAUUUGUUUAUUUUACAUUUUUUUGUUAUACCUUGUUAGUUCAAUUCAUGCUUAUCAAGUUUCUCAUGACGGAAGAGCAAUUACUAUCAAUGGAGAACGAAGAAUUCUUCUAUCUGGAUCCAUUCAUUACCCUAGGAGCACUCCUGAGAUGUGGCCUGAUUUGAUAAAGAAAUCAAAAGAAGGCGGAUUGGAUGCAAUUGAAACAUAUGUAUUUUGGAAUGCACAUGAACCAUCUCGUCGUGAAUACGAUUUUUCGGGGAAUUUAGAUCUGAUAAGGUUCCUCAAAACAAUUCAAGAUGAAGGACUUUACGCUGUUCUUCGCAUUGGACCUUAUGUUUGUGCUGAAUGGAACUAUGGAGGAUUUCCAGUAUGGUUGCAUAAUAUGCCUGGAAUUGAGCUUCGCACAGCUAAUGGAGUUUAUAUGAAUGAGAUGGAAAAUUUCACACGGUUAAUAGUUGAUAUGGUGAAAGAAGAGAAGUUAUUUGCAUCUCAAGGAGGUCCAAUAAUUUUAGCACAAAUAGAGAAUGAAUUUGGAAAUGUACAAGAAGCUUAUGGUGAUGCUGGCAAAGCUUAUAUUCAAUGGUGUUCUAAUAUGGCUCAAUCACUUAAUGUUGGUGUUCCAUGGAUUAUGUGCCAACAAGCUGAUGCACCACAACCCACGAUAAACACAUGCAAUGGCUAUUACUGUGAUGAGUUUACACCCAACAAUCCAAAUAGCCCAAAGAUGUGGACUGAAAAUUGGACUGGAUGGUUCAAGAAUUGGGGUGGUAAAGAUCCUUUAAGAACAACAGAAGACCUUGCUUAUUCUGUUGCACGAUUUUACCAAACUGGCGGUACAUUCCAAAACUAUUAUAUGUACCAUGGUGGAACAAAUUUUGGUAGAACCUCUGGUGGUCCAUAUAUUACAACCACAUACGAUUAUAAUGCACCACUUGAUGAAUUUGGAAACCUGGCUCAGCCAAAAUAUGGUCAUUUGAAGGAACUUCAUGAUGUGUUGCAUUCCAUGGAGAAAAUUCUUACCAGUGGCACUGUCAACAACACUAAUCUUGGAAAUUCUGUUGCGGUCACUAUGUAUACAUUGGAUGGGAAAUCAAGUUGCUUCUUUAGUAACGCAAAUGAGACCACAGAUGCAACCAUAUCAUAUAAAAAUGUCUAUUACAAUGUCCCAGCUUGGUCUGUUACCAUUCUUCCAGAUUGCAUCACUGAAGUUUACAACACAGCCAAGGUGAAUACUCAAACAUCAGUUAUGGUUAAGAAAUUGAACAAUGCUGAAAAUGAACCAAUUCUUCUCCAAUGGUCAUGGAGACCUGAAACGAUCGAUGAUGCUAUAAUUCUUGGAAGAGGUCAAUCUUCUUUCCAUGAAUUGAUUGAUCAAAAAGUUGUUAAUGAUACUAGUGACUACUUGUGGUACAUGACUAAUGUUCAUAUCAACAAGACUGAUCCAAUAUGGAGUGAUGAUAUGAAACUAAGAGUCAAUGCUAGUGGCCAUGUCCUUCAUGCUUAUGUGAAUGGACAAUAUCUAGGUUCCGAUUGGGCAACAUAUGGAAUCUUCAAUUAUGUAUUUGAGAAGAAAGUUAAAUUGAAUCCUGGCAAGAAUUCUAUAUCAUUGCUUAGUGCUACUGUUGGUUUUAAGAAUUAUGGACCUCAUUUUGAUACAAUUGAAAGUGGUAUCCUUGGUCCAGUUGAAAUAAUUGGUAAAAAUGGUGAUGAGAGUAUCAUUAAGGAUUUGUCUUCUCACAAAUGGUCAUAUACGGUAGGUUUGAAAGGUAUUAAUAAUAAGUUAUUUGAUGAAAAUUCAAAGUACAAUACAGGGAAAUGGGACUCACAUGAUGUUCCAAUCAAUCGAAUGAUGACAUGGUACAAGACUACGUUCAAAGCUCCACUAGGAAAUGCUCCAGUUGUUGUGGACAUGCAAGGUUUGGGCAAAGGAACAGCAUGGGUUAAUGGACAAAGUAUAGGUCGUUAUUGGCCUAGUUAUUUAGCUGAGGGAAAUUGCUCUCUCGAUCCAUGUGAUUAUCGUGGUCCAUAUUCUGCAGACAAAUGUACUUCCAAAUGUGGCGAGCCUACUCAAAGAUGGUACCAUGUUCCACGAUCGUUCUUAUCUAGCGAUGAGAAUACAUUGGUGUUGUUUGAAGAAUUUGGUGGGAAUCCAUCACAUGUAAAGUUUCAAACAAUUGAAGUUGGAAUGGCAUGUGGAAGUGCUUAUGAGAACAAAACAAUGGAAUUGUCAUGCAAUGGUAGUCGUAUAAGUGCUAUUCGUUUCGCCAAUUUUGGUGAAACGGAAGGAAGUUGUGGAUCGUUUGGCAAGGGAAGUUGUUCAAGUGAGCAAGAUGUUGUUUCUCUUGUUGAAAAACAAUGUGUUGGAAAGGAGAAAUGUUUAGUUCAAGCAUCUGAGAGUGUGUUUGGAAUGACCAAUUGUGGUAAUAAGGAGAAGAAACUUAUCGUGGAGGCUGUGUGCUAGUUAAGAAGCUACACUUGCACAUUGUUCAUAUAUUAUGUUUUCUAUCUAGUUAUC